UUGUUUACAUUGAACAUCCAAUACUGUUUCAGUUAUUACAACAAGCGGCUUAAAAAACAACAUUUAUAUUGCAUUUAUAAAUGCGUAAACUACACAAUCAUGGACUUGUGCACAGUGAAACAUUCCUUCUCUGAGCUGAUAAGAGUCAUGAACCCAUGGACACAGAGUCACUUUGUUAUGUGGCUGGAUAUUAAAGUGGCUGAGUACAAAGUCUACGGCAAAAUGGUGCUUGAUAACAAAUCUGUUACAACACCAGAAUGGCUAAGAAAUAAGAAUCUGGACAUGGAUUUUGAUUCAGAGACUGCCUGUGGUCAAAUGUCUAAAGAUCAAACGUCAAUUGGUGAGGAUAUUUUAUCUGGCCUCAGGGAACAGCAGCAAAGAUAUAGCACCACUCCACAACAAGGGAAAGACAGUGGACAGAACAAGAAUGGAGGUAGGGUUGGUUCUAGUAUUAAUGAGGCAGACAGGACGAGAAGAGAAACAAGUGUGGUUGACCUAUCCAAGUAUUCCGACUCACAGACAUAUCCCUCACGUGCUUCAUCUGAGGGAUCCUAUCUUCCCAGACAAGCUGUUUCCUCAUUGGACAAGACUACACAAGGAUCAGUGUCAUCUGUACAUCCUGUCAGUGGUGCGCGAUCGUCAGAUGAAUCUCGAGUUUCUUUAGAUCAUCAGCACAUGUCACAAACAGAUUUUACCAGAAGCUCUGAUCAUUAUGUCACAGGAACAAAAGCUCACCCUCUUUCUCAUACUUCAGAAAGAAACACAUCUGGUAAUAACCAGAGACCACAUACAGACAAUCAUGCGGAAAUCCAGUUAAAUAUUGGUCAAGAAUCAUCAGAUAAAAACUCAUCUUCUUUUAUCGAUCCAUUCCCUAGUUCAAGUGUAAAUAUUCCUGAUGACAAUGGUGUUAAUAGCUUCACAAAGUUAGGCAACGCAAGGCAUUUUGGAACUGAAACACAUGCUAAAGCACAAUUUGAACAGCGAAAUAUUUCGUCUGAGGUUGAUAUGCCACCUAUUAAAAUAGAAAUUUUGGAUGAGGAUUCUGAUGAAUUAAACCCUCCUGCAGACAGUCAUAUUUACAAAAAAUCUCUUCCUGACUUUGGAAGAACAUUUGCCACUGGUUCCCGACACACAUCUUCAAGUGUUCCUACAAAUCAGCAGAUCACCCCCCAAAACAUUACAGACUCAGAUAUAUCAUCACAGAGUCAUGGUAACUUAUCCAGCUUGAUGACAUUUGGGGACUAUCAUAAUGCUCUCAGUCAGCCAGUACCCGUGUCAAUGUACAUGACAUCAUCACCGUCAUCUGAACCACAGGUUUCCAUGGUUACUGAAAGUGAAGAUAACCCACAGGAAAGCAUGGAGCAUGAAGAGGAUUCUACAGAAAACACUGAACAGUCAUGGAAGCAUAAAAAAUGGCAGUACAUAGAAUCAUUAAGAGGGAGUUCUGACAAUCUCAAUCCCAAGGUCCAGUCUCGAAUCAUGCAGCGCACUAAAGUAUUUCCUGAUCCAUUUCCUGUAGAGAAUCUCAAGUAUGGAAACAAAGCUCGAGAAAUGAUCAACUCUGGUAUCAUCACACGCCCAGCCAAGAUGCAGUUUCUUGAUACAGUGUUUAAUGAGAUUGUCAAAUACACUGGACUGUACCCUACCCCGACACAGAAGAUGGAGGUGGCUAAAGCCAUUGUAAGCAGUUUCCCCAAACUCAACGUAAGGUCAAAGGACAGCCACAUAUCUCCGGCAGAUUCAUGGUUUGUUGUUUUGAAUGACAAAUUCCGCAACGAACGUCGUGGUUUAAAUAAUCAGUCCUAUCAGAGCCAGCAAAUGAGGCAGAGAGCACUGUUGACUGUACGGAGGGCACAAGCUCACAUGUAUAAUAUGGCCUCCAUGUCAAGAACAUCUGCCAGUGGUGGUUUCUCUGGAGUUGUGAAAUUACAAUCCGAUGAGGAAGAAAAUGACAACACAUAGAAUUAAAAAGUUUCAAAACUCAGUAGUUGCAGGGGCCAGGGAAGUUUUCAGUGUAUGUUGAUUUAAGUUAAAUAGGGUGUCUUUCAUAUGUAAGGAAAAGCUGAUUAGGUAAGGUUUAAACGUUGCAACAGAAAUGGUUAUUUAGAGCAAAUCAAUGAUGGAACAUGUUUUGGUAACUUAUAUUAAUCAAGCUUGUUUGAUUAAAAUGUAUGUAAAAAGGAUGUUGAUGCAGGAACAAAUAUUCCAAGAAUGUACUUGUAAACUAGAUCCUCACACUUUCUUAGCAAUGAAUUAAAUGGCAAGUAACUGUAAUUUAUAUUAAUAGUUUUGUCAUGUCAUUUGUAUUGUCAGUUUGAGUCUUGUGCUACAACAUUUUCAGGGACCCACACAAAAUGUGAGUUCCCUGUAGUAACUGGUGUCAAUUUGUUCUGUCUAUAUCAAAAACUGCAAAGACCUUCAUAUUGAUACUUUUUAGAUUACUGUAGUGAGGAAUUUCCAUACAAAGAUUUCUAACAAGCAUGUAAAAGAUUUCCUUAUCAGUUACCAUGGUAACACUAUGUAGCUUUCAGUUUUAAUGACUUAUUCAUGACAUAUUCCAGGAAAUCAGUCACCUUUGUGGUAAAUGAGUUAAAAUGCAUGACUGAGAUUGCUUAUCAGAUUCCAAGGGACUUUAUUGGCAAAUGUAAGCAAAAGUUUUAAAAGUUUUCUCUGCUUAUAAAUGGUGUAGUCCUAUUAUUGAUGUCUUGGUUUAUAUUUGGUUAAGGUCAGUAACUAUCUUAUACAGAUAUUUUUAGAAUCCUUUAACUUCACCUUGCCUAUUUCAGAUGCUGG
Molecule: messenger RNA, 2793 nt
Organism: Ylistrum balloti
Lineage: Eukaryota; Metazoa; Mollusca; Bivalvia; Pectinida; Pectinidae
Exons: 6
Coding region: 100-1962 (620 amino acids)
Source: RefSeq, a predicted model, not a curated record